Penicillium lagena is the source of this 699-nucleotide messenger RNA. Its product is annotated as bifunctional precorrin-2 dehydrogenase/sirohydrochlorin ferrochelatase MET8. The record is from RefSeq and is a predicted model, not a curated record. Gene Ontology annotation, molecular function: precorrin-2 dehydrogenase activity; protoporphyrin ferrochelatase activity. Lineage: Eukaryota; Fungi; Ascomycota; Eurotiomycetes; Eurotiales; Aspergillaceae. The transcript has 3 exons. Gene Ontology annotation, biological process: siroheme biosynthetic process. Bases 1 to 699 code for a protein of 232 amino acids.
AUGGCCAAAUAUCCCGAGAUCCAAGGCGGCGGUUCGCUAAUUGUUGCCUGGCAGGCCAGGAGCAAGCAUAUCCUGGUGGUCGGUGGCGGAGAGGUCGCAGCCGGACGAAUCGUUCAUGCCCUCAACGCCGAUGCCAACGUAACAGUCGUGUGCCCACGCUCCGGGCUAAAUGACGAGGUAUCAUUCCGGAUCUCACAGAGCCAAGUAUCAUAUAUCGACCGCCCUUUCGAGCCGCGCGACCUCGACGGCGCAGACAUGGUGCUAUGCGCGAUAGACGACCCCGCGGCUUCGACGCGCGUCUGGAAGCUCUGCAAGGAGAAGCGAAUCCCCGCGAACAUCGCGGACGUCCCCUCCGAAUGCGAUUUCUACUUCGGGAGCGUGCACCGUGAUGGACCGUUGCAGGUUAUGGUCAGCACGAAUGGGAAUGGGCCGAAGCUGGCCAGUCUGGUGCGGAAGAAGAUUGCGGAGACCCUGCCGGGUAACAUGGGUGCGGCGAUUCAGAAUGUUGGGGUACUACGGAGGAAAUUGAGGGAAGUUGCGCCUCAUGCGGAGGAGGGGCCGAAGAGGAUGAAAUGGAUGUCCGGGGUGUGUGAAACGUGGAGUCUGGAGGAUCUGGUGCAGAUGACGGAGCAAGACAUGGACGGGUUAUUGACACAUUAUAAGGCGGGUGAUAUUCCGACGCUGGAGCAAGUGAGGUGA